GUGAGAAAUCGUGUAUUUCCUACUUCGCAUCGUAUACAUGGCGCCCAAAAUCCUUCGUCUUGCCGUCUCCCAGUCUCGCUCACUCUCCGACCUUCAAUCGACGCUCGAAUCCCUCCGAUCGACCACGCAAACCGCUGCAGCUCAAGGCGUAGACUUGAUCCUGUUCCCAGAGGCGUUCCUUGGAGGAUAUCCGCGAACAUGUUCAUUCGGUGCUGCAGUCGGAGCGAGGUCUGAUGAGGGCAGAGAGCAGUUUCUCCAUUAUUUCCGGGACUGCGUGGACUUGGGCGAUACACCGGCUGGUGCUGGGGAUGACUGGCUGGAGAAGAGAUUACCUGUUGCAAGAGGAAAAAGUGUGAGAGGUGACGGGACUAGAGAGUUCUUGGAGAAGGUUGCCAGAGAUACAGGGGUGUUUGUCUGCACUGGACUUGUGGAGAAGGCAGGUGGGACGUUAUAUUGUGCGGUAGUGUAUGUUUGCCCGAAGCUGGGUGUCCUUGGAAAGCGCAGGAAGGUGAUGCCCACUGGCUCCGAGAGACUAAUAUGGGGACAAGGCUCUCCUUCGACACUGAAAGCCAUUACCACGACGAUCAAGAAUGUUCAGCUCACCAUUGGCUGCGCCAUAUGCUGGGAGAACAUGAUGCCACUUCUCCGCCAAUCACUGUACGCGCAGAACGUCAAUCUCAUCAUCUCACCUACAGCCGAUGCUCGGGACACCUGGUUGCCUCUUGUUCGUACAAUCGGCAACGAAGGAAGAUGCUUUGUUCUGAGCGCAAUCUCGUGCGUCAAGAAGAAGAACCUGCCCGAAUGGAUCGCGUCUCCGUACAAGGCUGCUGAAGCAAGAGCCGGCUCUAAAGAGGCUGCAGUCGAUGGCGUUUCACCUCCUCCUCCAGCGGUCAAUGGCUUGAACUCGCCUGUUCGUGGUCGUCGCAGGUCAACUAUUACCGUGAAGGAGGAAGGCCACGAACUGGUCUUGCCGAGCGUUGACGAGAACAAGGCCUCGCCUGCCGCUCGGCCCAAAGCUGCCCUUCCAUCUUCGUCUUCGUCGUCGUCGGGCGAUGAGUUUGCCUGCCGAGGCGGGUCUUGUAUCACAGGCCCGAGGGGCGAGGUCGUUGCCGAGCCGUUAUGGGAAAUCGAAGACGGCGGCCUUGUCAUUCGAGAUGUCGACUUCGAAGACUGUGAGAGAGGCAGAUUAGAUCUGGACGUUGCGGGUAGCUAUUCGAGGAAUGAUGCUUUCAAACUCACGGUCGAGGGUCUGGACCUGAACCCGCCGCCAUAGAGCAGUCGCUUUGGCCUGGCCUGUCUGGAGGCGAAUGUGCAGAACAGGCACGGACGAUAGGAGUGGAGUGUGCAGACUGACAUCGAUGAGCUGUUCUUCGCGACACUCCCAUUGAACGCCUCAAGAGUCGUAGAAUAUCGACGACAUCAC
Messenger RNA from Zymoseptoria tritici IPO323, 1423 nucleotides. RefSeq lists its product as uncharacterized. The transcript has 5 exons. The coding region runs from base 38 to 1273 and encodes 411 amino acids. Gene Ontology annotation, molecular function: catalytic activity. NCBI's taxonomy places the organism in Eukaryota, Fungi, Ascomycota, Dothideomycetes, Mycosphaerellales, Mycosphaerellaceae. The record is from RefSeq and is a predicted model, not a curated record.